Fusarium vanettenii 77-13-4 is the source of this 816-nucleotide messenger RNA. RefSeq lists its product as uncharacterized. Lineage: Eukaryota; Fungi; Ascomycota; Sordariomycetes; Hypocreales; Nectriaceae. Gene Ontology annotation, biological process: tRNA wobble uridine modification. Gene Ontology annotation, cellular component: elongator holoenzyme complex. The transcript is spliced from 3 exons. Bases 1 to 816 code for a protein of 271 amino acids. The record is from RefSeq and is a predicted model, not a curated record.
AUGGCCUCAUCAUCACGCAUACCUCACCUCCUAGAGUCCUACCUCGCUCUGCCUCCAGAGGCAUCUCUCAUACUCCUCACAAGUGUUCUUGGUGCAAGCUCGAAUUGGCUUACCCUGCGCCAUGUUUACUCGUAUCUGAAGGGAAGCGCAGAUGGGGAUGAGGGUGCGAGGGAUACUGGCGUUGUGCUGGUUAGCUUUAUGAGAGAUGGGGCUUUCUGGAGAGAGGGCGCAUCAAAGAUGGGACUGGAUCUAGAUGCCCUCAGCAGGACAGGGCGUUUUACUUUCGUCGAUGGCCUCACAGGAUUAUACAGCAGUGCCCAACCAGCAGCACGGCCUUCAGUUCCGACUGCACGCAAAGAGAGAGUUCUCCGAAGCACAAAUGUUGCAGACGUAAAGAAGGAGGUUGAAGGCGCCAUCGCAGACUUGCGGACGUCGCGCAAGGUUCUCAUCAUCGACCAACUCGAUGCCCUACUUGCCAUCACCGACGAGUCAACCACGGGCCUCGCUCUUCAGAACUUGGUUCUUUCUCUCUGCAGCCUUGUUCACAGCACCCUCCUCACCCUUUCUGCCGAUACACCUCUCGUCGCUGCCCAGGCCACAACGUUGGAGCGCGAACAUGCCAGCCUCGCCCUCUCAGCGGCCCACGCGGCUGAUGCAGUGCUAGCCCUACGUAUGCUGGACACGGGAACGGCAAGGGACGUCAGCGGGGUUGUGCGCAUCACAGGGCCUGGAGUCGAGGGCAUGGGCGGUGCGGCCGAGUUUUUGUAUCAUGUUGCCGCCGAUGGAGGAGUCAAGGUGUUUGAGAGGGGAACCUGA